Messenger RNA from Salvelinus namaycush (lake trout), 2296 nucleotides. Its product is annotated as cytosolic sulfotransferase 3-like. Lineage: Eukaryota; Metazoa; Chordata; Actinopteri; Salmoniformes; Salmonidae. Gene Ontology annotation, biological process: sulfation. Gene Ontology annotation, cellular component: cytoplasm. The transcript is spliced from 8 exons. The coding region runs from base 314 to 1204 and encodes 296 amino acids. The record is from RefSeq and is a predicted model, not a curated record. Gene Ontology annotation, molecular function: sulfotransferase activity.
GCAUGUGAAGCAGAAGGAGGGUGGUCGCUAACAUGGGAAUAAAAGGAUAUGGAGGGGGUGGCUUGACACAAUACAUCUGUGAUUGCAGUAACGAGAGAGCGAGAGAGUUCUGAACUUAUGUAAGAAGGAGUGGAGGUAAGAUAAGAAUGCGAAGCUGGGUUGGGAAAUCUAAACCAAAGCAAGAGAAAAUACAUUGCCUGUAGUGAGGGAAGAGAAAGGAACAGUGGAAGGAGAAAGAGAAGGAACGCUUGGACAGAGACAAGAAGAGACUGAGAAGACUGGCCAAACAGGAUACUACUGAAUUCCAUUCAACAUGGAAAAUAUGGAGCUGCCACCUCGACCAAAACUCUUUGACUUCCACGGAGUCUCCAUGACCCACUAUUUCACUGACAACUGGGAGAACAUACAAAACUUCCAGGCCAGGCCAGAUGAUAUCCUCAUCGCCACUUACCCCAAAGCAGGUACCACAUGGGUCUCCUACAUUCUAGACCUGCUGUAUUUUGGUCAGACAGCCCCUGAGCGUCAGACUUCACUGCCUAUCUAUGAGAGAGUGCCAUUCCUGGAGAGUGACUUCCAUAUUCUCCCUCCAGGAACGGAGCUGGCAGACAAGUUAUCCACCUCUCCUCGCCUCAUCAAGACUCACCUCCCAGUCCAGUUGGUGCCCAAGUCCUUCUGGGAGCAGAACUGUAGGGUAGUGUAUGUGGCCCGUAAUGCCAAGGACAAUGCAGUGUCUUAUUUCCACUUUGACCGCAUGAACCAGGCCGAGCCAGAGCCAGGAGACUGGAACAACUUCUUACAGAGAUUCAUGGAUGGAAAGAUGGUGUUUGGUCCCUGGUAUGACCAUGUGACUGGCUGGUGGGAGAGGAAAGAGACUCACUCAAAACUCCACUACGUUUUCUAUGAGGAUAUGGUUGAGGAUACGGGGAGAGAGCUGGACAGGCUGUGCUCCUUCCUAGGUUUGUUUCCUUCAGCAGAGGAGAAGGAGAAGGUGAGAGGAGGAGUGCAGUUUGAUACUAUGAAGAAAAACAGCAUGGCCAACUAUUCCACCGUCCCAAUCAUGGAUUUCAAGAUCUCUCCAUUCAUGCGAAAAGGAAAGGUUGGUGACUGGAAGAACCAUUUCACUGUGGCCCAGAGUGAACAGUUUGAUGAAGACUAUAAGAAGAAGAUGAAGAACACCACCGUACAGUUCCGCACUGUAGUCUAGGGGUUGUGGUCAAGUUGAUUGUCUGAUUGUUUGUGGUCAGGUUGAUUGAUUGUUUAUUUGGCGCAUAUGGACCUACGAUAGGCUCGGCUGAGGUGUCAGUCUUCCAUUGGUCCACAGUUAACUGGGUUAUAGUGUUGAAAUAUACAGGGUGAGGAUCAUAUCGUAUCAUAUCCUGGAGUGUGAAUGAGAAAGAUCAUGAAGUGUCUUAUAAUAUCAUUUUUUAAGAAUGAUUGAUGCUACUUUGAGAUAUGAGCUAUAGGUUGAGAACUAAAAACAAAAGUAAAAUGAGGACAGGCUGCACAGUACAUUCUUAGCAAUGUGAGCUAUUUGUAAAUCCUCUUGCCUGGUCUGUUUUUCAGUGUAUGAGAAAAAAAACAGUGAGAGUCGAUACAGUAAUAAAUAUGUGAAUGGAGAAGAGCAUUAUUAAGCAUCAAGCAUUGUUUUAUGCUGUUUAAAAAAUAUACAUUCUUUGAAACUGUAACAAUUCCUACUCGUAUACAGUAUACAGUAUGACUAAACGUAAUACAUUGAUGUUCAUGUACUUGUACUUAAAUUAAUAUGAAAUGUCCAUAUGACCCAAAGCGGUUAAAGAGCCAGUAAUUUGCACAUACACACACCCUCCACUUUUCACAGCUGUCUCAGCUGUAUGUUCACUAUGCCUGUGAAAAGCAUGACACUCGCACUGUAAAAAGUGGGAUGGCGCUGUUGUUCAUCUGAAGUGCUUCUACUGUUUGGAAUGAUAGAAAAUUACACUUUGGUUCUUCCAACCUACUUUAUUCAAUUUGCCUAAAAUCAAAUAAUGUAUUUUUUAGAUCAGUGAUUUUUAUUUAUUUAAUGAAAGCUUCUAAAUUGCUUCCAACAACUCAUGCGCUUGCACAUUGAAUAGUGGCAGGGGCAAUGUAGUGGUGGCAGCUUAUCAGAAGAGUUGGAGGUGUGGCUAAUGGGGGCUUUUUUUCACACGUGAGAGUGAAUGUCAUUCCAGUUAAUGUGGUCUAUUGUAUUUGAUAUUAAAUGUUAAACUUGUACACUGCCAGCAUCUGUAAUGAUACUUAAAUAAAUGCAUGUGGUACUAAAGUGCCUGAUGAGGCUUUA